AUGACUAUCCCAGAGGAAGUCGAUAUCAUCGUUACUGGUGGCGGAUCAUGCGGGUCGGUUUACACUUCAAAUAACAAGAACCUAUUGUUGAUUGUUUCUAGCUGUGUCGUUGCUGGCCGUCUGGCCAAUCUGGACCACAAUCUCCAGGUCAUGCUCAUUGAAGCUGGAGAGUCCAAUCUCAACAACCCUUGGGUAUACCGUCCUGGUAUCUACCCUAGGAACAUGAAGCUCGACAGUAAGACGGCUUCAUUCUACUACUCAAGACCUUCUGAGUGGCUUGGUGGCCGUCGUGCUGUCGUGCCUUGUGCUCAUAUCCUUGGUGGAGGAAGUUCCAUCAACUUCAUGGUGANNAUGUACACUCGUGCUUCGGCCUCUGACUAUGACGAUUUCCAAGCCAAGGGCUGGACUACCAAGGAACUGAUCCCUCUUAUGAGAAAGCACGAGACUUACCAGAGAGCUUGCAACAACCGUGAUAUCCAUGGUUUUGAUGGGCCUAUCAAGGUAUCUUUUGGAAACUAUACCUACCCUGUCAUGCAAGACUUCCUUCGUGCUGUCGAGUCACAAGGUAUCCCUGUCACGGACGAUCUUCAGGACCUGAAAACCGGUCAUGGAGCUUGUCACUGGGAGAAGUGGAUCAACAGAGAUACUGGACGUCGCUCGGACUCUGCUCAUGCAUAUAUCCACAGUACUCGUGCUCAUUACUCGAACUUGCAUCUGGUUUGUAACACCAAGGUCGAAAAAGUCAUUAUGGAAGGAGGCAGAGCUGUCGGUGUCAAGGUUGUCCCCACUAAGCCACUCACUCCUGGACAAGACCAAGCCAAGAUCUACAGGGCCAGGAAGCAGAUUGUCGUUAGUGGAGGCACUCUCAGUUCUCCUCUCAUCCUUCAACGUUCUGGCAUCGGUAAGCCGACCUCGCCUUUUCUCCCAAAGUUGUAUCACUUACAUGUAUACANNGGUGACCCAGAGAAGCUUCGUGCUGCAGGAGUCAAGCCUCUUGUCGAUCUGCCUGGCGUCGGCCUCAACUUCCAAGACCACUACUUGACUUUCUCAGUCUUCAGAGCCAAACCCAACGUCGAGUCUUUCGACGACUUUGUCCGCGGUGACCCUGCAGUCCAGAAGGCAGUAUAUGAGCAGUGGAACAUCAACGGCACGGGUCCUCUUGCGACCAAUGGUAUCGAAGCUGGCGUCAAGAUUCGACCAACCGAGGACGAACUUGUCCAGAUGGAUUCCUGGCCAUGCCCAGAAUUCCGCAGUGGAUGGGAUAGCUACUUCAAGGACAAGCCGGAUAAGCCAAUAAUUCACUAUUCAGUUAUCGCUGGAUGGUUCGGAGAUCAUAUGCUCAUGCCGCCUGGCAAGUUCUUUACCAUGUUUCACUUCCUGGAGUACCCAUUUAGCCGAGGAUUUACCCAUAUCACCUCUCCCAGUGCUUACGAUGCACCGAACUUUGAUGCUGGCUUCAUGAACGACAAGAGAGACAUGGCACCGAUGGUCUGGAGCUACAUCAAGUCCCGCGAGACUGCUCGUCGCAUGGACGCUUACGCAGGAGAAGUCCAGUCCAUGCACCCCUUCUACGCCUUCGACAGCCCAGCACGCGCCCUGGACAUGGACCUCGCCACUACCAAAGCAUACGCUGGUGAGAAUCACAUCACUGCUGGUAUUCAACAUGGUUCAUGGUCGAUGCCGUUGGAGUCUGGAUCUGCACCUUCCCCCAGCUUCCUCAACAGUAACAAGCAAGAAAUCCGCGAGGACCUGACUUACACCACCGAGGAUAUCAACCAUGUCAUCGAGUGGACUAAACGACACGUAGAGACCACGUGGCAUUCACUAGGCACAUGUUCUAUGGCACCUCGCUCUGGCAACUCUAUCGUCAAACACGGCGUCCUCGACGAACGCCUCAACGUCCACGGUGUCAAGGGACUCAAGGUUGCUGACCUAUCAAUUUGUCCGGACAACGUCGGCUGUAAUACGUACUCCACGGCGUUACUCAUCGGCGAGAAGGCUGCCAUGCUCGUUGCAGAGGAUUUGGGCUACUCGGGCUCUGCGCUUGACAUGAAGGUUCCUACCUAUCAUGCCCCUAGAGAAAUUGCUGGGUUGUCUCGUCUGUAG
Molecule: messenger RNA, 2106 nt
Organism: Aureobasidium uvarum
Lineage: Eukaryota; Fungi; Ascomycota; Dothideomycetes; Dothideales; Saccotheciaceae
Source: the annotation of a GenBank genome assembly